AUGGUAACUGGCUUGGCUUGCCUUGAGCUGAGUCGCUAUAGCAAUGGGGGCGGAGCCAACUGCCACUUGGCAGCGCAGCUUUUUGAAAGCUAUCCGUCUGUAGCCGGAGAGUUACAGAAGAAGACUGAUCUAGACCAGCUCGCUAUCAUUCUCAUAUAUCCCUCUCCCGAUGAUUACUGGGAUCGUCCUCCCAGUACUGGGUUCGUCUGUAAUAUCAGUUACGUGCUGGAUGUUCGAAACACCUCCGGAAAAGGGAAUGACGCAAGGCCUGAGAGGAAAUGCCUGGCGUGUGGACAGAACUUCACUCAUAGUUCAGGUCUACGAUCACAUCAAAGGAUUCACACUGGGGAGAAACCCUAUAAGUGCCUGGAGUGUGGACAGAGCUUCACUCGUAGUUCACAUCUACGAUCACAUCAAAGGACUCACACUGGGGAGAAACCCUAUAAAUGCCUAGAGUGUGGACAGAGCUUCACUCAGAGUGGACAUUUACGUUCACAUCAAAGGACUCAUACUGGGGAGAAACCCUAUAAAUGCCUUGAAUGUGGACAGAGCUUCACUCAUAGUUCAGGUCUACAAUCACAUCAAAGGACUCACACUGGGGAGAAGCCCUAUAACUGCCUGGAGUGUGAAAAGAGUUUCGCUCGGAGGGGAACUCUACGUUCACAUCAAAGGACUCACACUGGAGAGAAACCCUAUGACUGCCUAGAGUGUGGACAGAGCUUCACUGAGAGUGGACGUCUACGUAAACAUCAAAGGAUUCACACUGGGGAGAAACCCUUUAAAUGCCUGGAGUGCGGACAGAGCUUCACUGAGAGUGGAAAUCUACGUUCACAUCAAAGGACUCACACUGGGGAGAAACCGUAUAAAUGCCUUGAAUGUGGACAGAGCUUCACUCAUAGUGGAAGUCUACGUAAACAUCAAAGGACUCACACUGGGGAGAAACCCUAUAAAUGCCUGGAGUGUGGACAGAGCUUCACUGAGAGUGGAAAUCUAUGUAACCAUCAAAGAACUCACACAGUGGAAAAACCCUUCAAAUGCCUGGAGUGUGCACAGAGCUUCACGUGUAGUUCAGUUCUACGUUCACAUCAAAGGACUCACACUGGGGAGAAACCCUUGAAAUGCUUGGAGUGUGGGCAGAGUUUUGCUGAGCGUGUAAGUCUAUGUAACCAUCAAAUAACUCAUACUGGGGAGAAACCCUAUAAGUGCCUGGAGUGUGGACAGAGCUUCAUUUGGAGUUCACAUCUACGAUUACAUCAAAGGACUCACACUGGGGAGAAACCCUAUAAAUGCCUAGAGUGUGGACAGAGCUUCACUCGGAGAGGAAGUCUACGUUCACAUCAAAGGAUUCACACUGGGGAGAAACCCUAUGAAUGCUUGGAAUGUGGAAGGAGCUUCACUGAGAGUGGAAGUCUACAUAAACAUCAAAGGACUCACACUGGAGAGAAACCCUAUGAAUGCUUGGAAUGUGGAAAGAGCUUCAAUGCGAGUGGAAAUCUACAUAAACAUCAAAGGACUCACACUGGGGAGAAACCCUAUAACUGCCUGGAGAGUGAAAAGAGUUUCGCUCAGAGUGGAAAUCUACGUUCACAUCAAAGGACUCACACUGCGGAGAGACCCUAUGAAUGCUUGGAGUGUGGACAGAGCUUUACUCAGAGUGCACAUCUACGUUCACAUAAAUUACUCACGCUGGGGAGAAGCCCUAUAAAGACAUAGCAUAGAACCAUAGCAUUAAAGAGUUGGAAGAGUCCACAUGGGCCAUCUAAUCUAACCCUGUUGUGCUUUUAUAUGAUUUUGUGGCUUUAACUAAAAUUGUUUUUGGUUAAAUAUUCAUGAUGUUUAAUACUGUUUGUAUAGAUGUAUAUUUGAAGUUAUAUUGCAAUGCUUUUAAUUCGUGAUGCUUUGAGUCUCCAUAUAGAGAGAAAAAGUGGACAUAAAUAAACAUAAUGAUGA
Molecule: messenger RNA, 1950 nt
Organism: Anolis sagrei ordinatus
Lineage: Eukaryota; Metazoa; Chordata; Lepidosauria; Squamata; Anolidae
Source: RefSeq, a predicted model, not a curated record